CUUGACAUUUGCAGAAGAGAAUACUAUACCAGACAGCAUGAUCCAUGUUUCAAGAACGCAACAGUUCUCCACUUGUGGGACUAUAAGUUUAGACCCGUCUCCUAUGGAAACAACCGCUGACCAGGACCAGGACUUGAGCUCAGCAGCCAGACAUAGAAGACCCAGGUCCCAUUCCUACUACAGCUCAGAGGACGCCAAAAAGUAUGGCGUAGAGACGGCGACAGAUGAGAACUUUGUCAGGCCACGCUCCAGGUCUUUCUAUAGUUACGAGACGUCUGAGCUCUACAGAGAAGGGAACUUUACCAGGUCCAACGCCAUGAGGCCGAGAUCCAACUCCCUGGAGAAGAGUGGGGACGGAAAGACGGAGAAGAGUAGUGCAGAUGGGAAUCAGGGGAUCAUGGCUCGGCUCAAAUCCAAGAGAUCCAAGUCCAACACCAACAAACACUUGCCAUGCAGAGAUCUCAAUGGCAGAAGAGGCAGUCUGAAGGGUGUCCCAAUGAUGACCAUCUCUGAAUCAGACAAGUGGGAGAUCAGCUCCUGCUCUGGUAUGAAGUAUGGCCAGUUUGUGGACUGGGAGAAGAUCGACCCUGAAGCUUCAGAGCGCUACCAGAGGAUCCUGAAGUCGGACCACCAGGAGCUGAAGACCAUGGGUCGAUCAGGGUUCUGGGCCAUGCCCCAUACACUGAGGGCCAAGGCCUACUAUCAUAUAAUUCAUGGUAUCAACUGCAGGUCCAUCAAACUGGAUCGAGAUCGUUACCAGGAUGUGGCCAAGGUGCUCUUCGGGGAGCAGAAGAUGAGCACGCACCCAUUCCCUGAGUACAUGGAUGAUGGCGUGAUCCCCAGGUACUGCCUCAACAAAGCUGGUCUCAAUUCUGUCAAAAAGGUCCUCCUCUGCAUCGGCAAGCAUCUCCCGGACAUCAACUUCUGCCCAAUCCUCCCAGCCUUGGUGGCUCUCCUCCUGCAUUUCAGUGAAGAUGAAGCAGAGUGCUUCCACAGCAUCUGCCGCCUCAUCGCCUACAAUGACCCCAACAAGCGCUAUAUUGACCAGACUUUCCUCACCUACCGGGCCUCCUGCAUGACCUUCGGCGACCUGGCCAACAAGUACUGCCGCGGCAUCCGCAAGCUCAUCGCCAGCUCCCACCAGAACCUCUUUGAGUUCUACUCCGAUUGGAUCAUGUGGAUCUUUGCCGACCUCCCCUUCACAUACGCUAUGAGGGUCCUGGAUGUCUAUCUUCUGGAGGGUUACAAGGUUCUCUACAGGGUGGCUCUGGCUCUUCUCAGCUUGUACAAGGUCUCGGUUUCGUCUCGUGUCGCCGACGUGGAGGACUUCAGGAGAGACAUGAAGAGCUUUGUGGAGAACGUGGCGCGUCACUGUACGGCGGAGAAGCUGCUGGAGAGGGCCCUCAGCAUCCAACUGGCCACGCGGAGGGAGCUCAACCUACUGUUCAACGCUAACAAGGACUCGCUCAGGCAGAAGGGCAUCAGUAUCCACCAGAAGCGGCAGUCUUGCCAGGUAGUGGAUUUUGACAGCUUCAGCUCCAGCGUUGUCACGGGGACAGAGAUGAGGAUUGUCUGGGCCUGGAUCCCUGAACGCUUUGCCCUCUUCAAUCCCAAAAGGCUGUUCAGCACCAAUGAACAUGGCCGAAGCCUGGCCUCAUUUUAUUCCUGUGUUGAGGGGCAUGAGCCAGCCAUCUUGCUUCUGAAAACUGUGGAUGAAGAGGUCUGUGGUGCCUUCCUGUCGACAGAUUUGAUUCAGCGGAAAAAGUAUGAUUCAGAAGAACCUGCGUAUUUUGGGACUGGGGAGAGCUUUGUUUUCACGCUUCGUCCAGGCAUGGAGCGUUAUCAACGGGCUGUGGUUCACAUUACGGCCAAGAGACAACCUUCUCCAGACCUUCGAGCUGCUCGGGUCUGUGUAUACACUUCCUCUGGUAAAGAGGACUCCUCCUCUACCCCAGUCUCCACCACCUCUACGACCAACCACACCACCCUGACCUGUCCAGCCGGGACCCUCCAGGACCCCAGCUACAUGACCAUUCCCAUCACCACCUCCUCCCCCGGACCUCUCUCCCCCUCACCCAAGAGGGCUAAGGAACAAGGGGCCUUCAUGUUCAUCGCCGGAGACCACGAGAGGCUAGUCAUUGGUGGCGAUGGGGGUCACGCUCUCUGCCUCCAGGCUGAUCUGGAGGGGGGCUACACGGAGCGAUGUGACACCUUCGAGAGCGCCCCUCUCUGCAAGAGACACUUCAAGGUCCGGUCACUGGAAGUGUGGGGAAUUCAGAACUCCAUCUCGUUCUCACACUACUUCUCUUACUGUCAUUAAAAGAGGAGGCUGACAUAUGGUUCCCUCUCUUAUAUGAACUGGUUUCUCCUAAUUCUGUUGUUCAUUUGAUUAGACUGUAUUUGUCUUAAUGUUUAUAAUGAAAUAUUUUCUAUUCACACAAUUCAACUUAGUUAUGUGUGUGGAUGACAAUGACCCAUAGGCUAAACUAAAUAAGGUUUUUACAGUUCAUUCGGUAAGUAUUCACACCCCUUGACUUUUUCCACAUCUUGUUACGUUACAGCCUUAUUCUAAAAUUGAUUAAAUCGUUUUCCCCCCUCAUCGAUCAACGCACAAUAACCCACAAUGACAAAGCAAAAACAGGUUUUUAGACAUUUCUGCAAAUGUAUUCAAAAAAAACUGAAAUAUCACAUUUACAUAAGUAUUCAGACCCUUUACGGCACUUUGUUGAAGCACCUUUGGCAGCGAUUACUGCCUCGAGUCUUCUUGGGUAUGAUGCUACAAGCUUGGCAGGCCUGUAUUUGGGUAGUUUCCCCCAUUCUUCUCUGCAGAUCCUCUCAAACCCUGUCAGGUUGGAUGGGGAGUGUCGAUGCACAGCUCUUUUCAGGUCUCUCCGGACGUGUUCGAUCGGGUUUUCAUCAAAGAUCUCUCUGACUAGUCUCCCAGUCCCUGCCGCUUAAAAAAAUCCCCACAGCAUAAUACUGCCACCACCAUGCUUUACCGUAGGGUUGGUGGCAGGUUUCCUCCAGAAAGGAUGCUUGGCAUUUAUGCCAAAGAGUUCAAUCUUUCAUCAGACCAGAGAACCUUGUUUCUCAUAGUCUGAGAGUCCUUUAGGUGGCUUUUGGCAAACUCCGAGUGCCCCGUCAUGUGUCUUCUACUGGAUUCAACUGGCCACUCUACCAUAAAGGCCUGAUUGGUGGAGUGCUGCAGAGAUGGUUGUCCUUCUGAAAGGUUCUCCCAUCUCCACAGAGGAACUCUGGAGCUCUGUCAGAGUGGUCAUCGGGUUCUUGGUCACCUCCCUGACCAAGGCCCUUCUCCCCCGAUUGCUCAGUUUGGCCGGGCGGCCAGCUCUAUGAAGAGUGUUGGUGGUUCCAAACUUCUUCCAUUUAAGAAUGAUGGAGGCCACUGUGUUCUUGGGGACCUUCAAUGCUGCAGAAAUUUGGUACCCUUCCCCAGAUCUGUACCUUGACAUAAUCCUGUUUCAGAGCUUUAAGGACAACUCCUUCGACCUCAUGGCUUGGUUUGUACUCUGACAUGCACUAUCAACUGUGAGACCUUAUAGACAGGUGUGUCCAAAUCAUGUCCAAUCAAUUGAAUUUACCACAGGCGGACUCCAAUCAAGUGGUAGAAACAUCUCAAGGAUGAUAAAUGGAAACAGGAUGCACAUGAGCUCAAUUUUGAAUCUCAUAGCAAAGGGUCUGAAUACUUGUGUAAAUAAGGUUUCUUUUUUUUUUUUUAUACAUUCGCAAAAAAAAUCUUCAAACCUGUUUUUGCUUUGUCAUUAUUUGGUAUUGUGUGUAGAUUAAUGAGGGUGAAAAUGAUCUAAUCAAUUUUAGUAUAAGGCUGUAACAUAACAAAAUGUGUAAAAAGUUUAGGGCUAUUUGAAUUGUGUGCUAUAUUUGUUUGUUGAUUAUUCAUCUACUUAUGGAUGAGCAUUUAUAUUUGUGCAUAUGUUAACAGGGUUGCAAAGGGAGGAUAUACAGGGCCUUCAGAAAGUAUUCACACCCCUUGACUUUUUCCACGUUGUUGUGUCACAAAGUGUGAUUCAAAUUUAUUUAAUUUACAUUUUUUGUAAAAUAUCUACACAAAAUACUCUGUAUGUCAAAGUGAAAAAAAGGUAUUAUUAUUAUUGGAAAAUAAAACAGUAAUAUAUCUUGAUUAGAUAAAUAUUCAACCCCAUGAGUCAAUACUUGUUACAAUCACCUUUGGCAGCUAUUACAGCUGUUAGUCUUUCUGAGUAAGUCUCUAAGAGCUUUGCACACAUGGAUUGUACAAUAUUUGACCAUUAUUCUUUAAAAAAUGUGUCAAGCUCUGUCAAGUUGGUUGUUGAUCAUUGCUAAACAGCCAUUUUCAAGUCUUGCCAUGGAUUUUCAAGACAAUUUAAGUCAAAACUGUAACUAGGCCACUCAGAAACCUUCAAUGUCAUCUUGGUAUGCAACUCCAGUGUGUAUUUGGCCUUGUGUUUUAGGUUAUUGUCCUGCUGAAAGUGAAUUUGUCUCCCAGUGUCUGUUGGAAAACAGACUGAACCAGGUUUUUCUCUAGGAUUUUGCCUGUGCUUAGCUCUAUUAUGUUUAUUUUUAUCCUAAAAAAAAUCCCUAAUUCAUGCCGAUGACAAGCAUACCCAUAACAUGAUGCAGCACCACCAUGUUUGAAAAUAUGAAGAGUGGUACUCAGUGAUGUGUUGUGUUGGAUUUGCCUCAAACAGAAUUUUCAGGACAAAAAGUUAAUUUCUUUGCUACAUUUUUUUGCAGUAUUACUUUAGUGCCUUGUUGCAAAC
Salvelinus fontinalis (brook trout) is the source of this 4775-nucleotide messenger RNA. Its product is annotated as TBC1 domain family member 24-like. The transcript is spliced from 8 exons. The record is from RefSeq and is a predicted model, not a curated record. NCBI's taxonomy places the organism in Eukaryota, Metazoa, Chordata, Actinopteri, Salmoniformes, Salmonidae. Bases 38 to 2320 code for a protein of 760 amino acids.